GCUACCCGUUCCCAUAGAGAAGCUGUUCCGUCAGCCGGCCUCCCCUCCCCGGCCUCCCCGCCUCGCGCUCCCCCUGCCGGCCGAGCCAGCCUCCUCUCCCUUCCCACAAUGCCCGUUGAGGCUGCUUCUGCCGCGGCUGCCUCAGCUCCAAGAUGGCGCAGGCGAUAUUCGAGGCGCUGGAAGGAAUGGAUAAUCAAACAGUCUUAGCUGUUCAGUCCUUGUUAGAUGGCCAAGGAGGAGUAGCAGAUCCAUCAACACAAACUGUCAAUGCAUCUACCACCAUUCAGACCAUGGAUGAUGAUGACGUAUUCCUUUGUGGGAAGUGUAAGAAGCAAUUCAAUUCGCUGCCAACAUUCAUGACCCAUAAGCGAGAACAAUGUCAAGGCAAUUCCCCCUCACUGGCUACAGUGUCCUUGGCCACUAACAGUGGCUACACGCCGUCCAUUACGUCAGUGCACCAAGCUCAGGCCACAAAUCGCCAGAUCUCUACAUACAUUACAGUCCCACCGUCUCCUCUGAUCCAGACAUUAGUACAAGGGAAUAUUUUAGUAAGUGAUGAAGUGCUGAUGUCAGCUAUGUCUGCUUUUACAACUCUGGACCAACCACCAAUCUCCAAUGUACAACCCUCUGUUCAGAACAGCCUGAAUAUGCAUGCUGGAGCAGGAUACCUUUCUCAACCACCGCCACCUCCUCCUCCACCACCUCCUCAGCCUCCCCCUCCUCCACCUCCAAGCCUUGGAGCACCAGUCCAAGCCAGUGCUCGUAGCAGAGGCGUUGUGGAAGUGUACAGUGCUCCUCCCUCCAUGGUUAGGAAUGGUGCAGUAGAGAUACAGAAUCUGGGGAUGCAGCCCUACCCACCUAUGGAGGUGCCCAGCCAAUGUGUGGAAUCCUCUGUGUACCACUCUCCUCCAGUGUACAGUCCAGGCAAACAAGGUUUUAAGUCCAAAAGCCCGAAUACUGCUCAUCCCUUGAACAAUACAUGUAGGGGAAAUGUGACCAAUUUUGAUUCAACCUUAAAGAACCGGCGUUCUAAACCAGAUAGCACUUUUCUGGAAGGGAAACCUAAAUCACCCAAACUGAAAUGUACAUACUGUGACAAGACUUUUACCAAAAACUUUGACUUGCAGCAGCAUAUCAGAAGUCACACAGGGGAAAAGCCCUUCCAGUGCAUCGUUUGUGGCCGUGCCUUUGCACAAAAGUCCAACGUGAAGAAGCACAUGCAGACGCAUAAGGUGUGGCCACCAGGAGUUGGGUGUACCAUCUCUCGGAGCUCUGUCACUGUGCAAGUCAUGCCACUCAACCCCAAUCAGCAGGAGGAUGAGGAAAAUGCAGGCCUAAACCCACCUCCAAGAAACAGUCCCCCACAACCUCAGGCCAUGCCUCCAACCCAAGAGCAUGAAUCCAGCAAAUUGGAAGCCAAGCAAGUGGUCUUGAUAGACAGUUCUUACCAGUGCCAGUUCUGUCCCAACAAAUUCAGCACAUACUUCCAACUGAAAUCACACAUGACUCAGCACAAACAUGAGCAGGUUUACAAGUGUGUUGUGAAAAGUUGUGCACAGACUUUUCAGAAGCUGGACUCUUUCUUAGAACAUAUCAAGAACCACCAGGAGGAGCUGAGCUAUCGCUGCCACCUCUGCAUCAAGGACUUUUCUUCCUUAUAUGAACUGGGCAUCCACCAAUAUUCCCACAGUCUGCUGCCUCAACACAGUCCAAAGAAAGACUUGGCCAUUUACAAGUGUGUCAAGUGUGUAAAUAAAUAUUCCACACCAGAAGCCCUGGAUCAUCAUUUACAGACUGCAACACACAAUUUCCCCUGCCCUCACUGUCAAAAGGUGUUCCCCUGUGAGAGGUACCUGAGACGGCACCUCCCUACGCAUGGAGGUGGAGGUAAAUUCAGAUGCCAGAUCUGCAAGAAAUUAUUCCGCCGAGAACACUACCUCAAACUACAUGCUCACAUUCACUCUGGUGAAAAGCCUUUCAAAUGCUCCGUGUGUGACUCAGCCUUUAACCGGAAAGAUAAACUCAAAAGGCACAUGCUGAUCCAUGAGCCUUUCAAGAAGUAUAAAUGUCCAUUCUCAAAUCAUACAGGCUGCAAUAAAGAGUUCAACAGGCCAGACAAGUUGAAAGCUCACAUUCUUUCCCAUUCAGGGAUGAAGAUCCACAAGUGCCAAUACUGCCACAAGGCCUUUAGCCGGCGAGCUCACAUGGCGGAACAUCAACGUGCUCACACAGGCAACUACAGGUACCGUUGCCCUACCUGUAGUAAAGGCUUUACACGACAGAAAUACAUGAAAGACCACAACUGCAGGCUGAGCCUACCCAAGGACAAAGAAUUGCCAAUCAGAAGGUCCCAGAAGAAGUGGGGAACUCGUGGGCGGAAAGUGGGACUUUCUCUUUCAACUCAACUGGCCUUGGCGGAAUUAAAAGACAAUGCAGGUGGAGAGAAUCCUCAAAAAAGUGGUUCCAAUAAAGAACGGUUUCCAGAGUCUGACACAGUCCUGUCCAUUGUGGUUGGCAGGCCAGCCCCAAUACCAUCCUCAAAUUCAGACCAUGGCCACUCUAACCAGCGCAGUGGCAUCCCAUCCAACCUUUCUCUCACUGAGUUGCAACCUGGGUCAAGGAACCCAUGUGGCAUGCUGGCAGUCCCUGUUUACAUUCAGGCUACUGACUGACUGAAUAAUACUGUGAUUUGUGGGCUACCUUAGUGGGAAGAAGGUUCCUCUUGGCUUUGGCAGAACUGGACUAUAGCCAGGGACCAGAAAGGCAUGGGAAAGGUGUGUGUUCAUAAAUGUUGGGCUGCUGGGAGCAGGAAAUGCAUUGAGAAAGGAGAAUUUUCAAGAAAGCAUACUCCAGCAGAGCCACUGAAAAUAUAGUUGCAUUUUUUGGUUAAUGGUCACUGGUUAAUGAGGUUCAUGUUCUGUCCUGAACCCAGUGAGAACCACAAUCCUGAUGAGUGCAGAAUUCUGCAGAUUUCUUCAGCCUAUGUUAAAGUCUAUCCCAUUUGUGGCUAUGCUCUGAAAUCUGCAUUGCCCUGCACUGUGAUGGUUUGCCUUUCCUUUUCAAGCAAGUUCAUUAUGUAGCUAAUGAAGGGAAAGUUUCUAUUAGACUGGCAUUAUGCAAUGACCUCAAAACUUCUGGAACAAUUGCCUAGAGAUGAACAAAUAAGCAUGUAUUAUGGGCCUGGCAAGUGCACUAAGAAAUAAUGACAGUUUAAUAUGAUUGUUAUGUUGGGUGUUGACAGACCACUUGGAUUUGAUGUUACAUUUUGAAAAUAUGUCAGAAUUGUCAUGCUAUCCAAAUUUCAGCUGUUUUUGGUUGUGACCAUUCGCUUCAGGAAAACUGAUGCAUUCUGUGACACUAAAGCUUCAUCAAUCCCUCA
Anolis carolinensis (green anole) is the source of this 3379-nucleotide messenger RNA. It is a transcript of the gene znf341, whose product is annotated as zinc finger protein 341. Lineage: Eukaryota; Metazoa; Chordata; Lepidosauria; Squamata; Anolidae. Gene Ontology annotation, cellular component: nucleus. The record is from RefSeq and is a predicted model, not a curated record. Gene Ontology annotation, molecular function: DNA-binding transcription factor activity, RNA polymerase II-specific; RNA polymerase II transcription regulatory region sequence-specific DNA binding. Bases 153 to 2672 code for a protein of 839 amino acids. Gene Ontology annotation, biological process: regulation of transcription by RNA polymerase II. The transcript is spliced from 15 exons.